Molecule: messenger RNA, 1293 nt
Organism: Phragmites australis (common reed)
Lineage: Eukaryota; Viridiplantae; Streptophyta; Magnoliopsida; Poales; Poaceae
Product: transcription factor LAF1-like
Exons: 3
Coding region: 124-996 (290 amino acids)
Source: RefSeq, a predicted model, not a curated record
CUUACGCCAACGCAGACCGACACCACAGUGCAAGCGCACCCCAAUCUCCUCCUCUCCGACUCUUCCAAGCUAGCAGCGCUUCCUUCUUCCUGCCCGCCUCUGACAUUUCUCCGCCGAUAAUAGAUGGGGUGCAAGACGUGCCAGAAGCCCAAGGUGAACUACCGGAAGGGCCUGUGGUCGCCGGAGGAGGACCAGAAGCUCCGCGACUACAUCCUCCGCUACGGCCACGGCUGCUGGAGCGCCCUCCCCGUCAAGGCCGGGCUGCAGCGCAACGGGAAGAGCUGCAGGCUGAGAUGGAUCAACUACCUGAGGCCCGGGCUGAAGCACGGCAUGUUCUCCCGGGAGGAAGAGGACACCGUCAUCAACCUCCACGCCAAACUGGGCAACAAGUGGUCUCAGAUCGCGCGGCACCUGCCGGGCCGCACGGACAACGAGGUGAAGAACUACUGGAACUCGUACCUCAAGAAGCGUGUCGAGGGCGCGCAGGCCAAGUGCGAGGCGGACGCGCCACCCGCCGACUCCGACGUUCGCGGGAGCCCGAGCCCCAGUGAAAAUGGCCAGGAACUCGUCAGCCAGCCGGCGAACUCCAGCUCGUCCGAGCCGGUCCAGUCGUCGUCGGCCGACGACUCGAGCUGCCUCAUCAUCACCGAGCAUACGGGCGCGGGCGCGGUCACCGCAGUGCGACCGCACGCGCCCGUGCUCCCCAAGGUCAUGUUCGCAGACUGGCUCGACGUGGACUACGGCAUCAGCAGCCUGGUGGCGCCAGGUCUGGGCGCCGGUGUCUUCGACGUCAGCGGGCGCAACCCGGCCCAGGGCCUGAGCCACCAGGGGUCCAUGCAGGUUGACGGGCUGUGCGGCGCCGUUGAUUCCCUGCACCACGGGCUCGGCAACGGCGGCAUCUUCUGGGAGUUCGACGCGGCGGAGGGUCAGAUGGACGUGCAGGGAGGAGGGUUCUGUGAUUUGCUCUCCAUGAGCGAGUUCCUUGGAAUCAACUAGGCGAGUGUUCUCUCAGCCAGUUCGUCGCGAAGCAUUCUGUGAAUCUGUUCCCAUAGGCGAAGGUGUAAAUUGUGUGGUGUAUCAAUAUGCGGUUAAACUUAGCAUGUAGCGUUGAGUACAAAUCUGACAAAAAAUGUGUGUUCAUGAAGAUGGUAGUUCGCUGCGCUCUGGUAUCAGAGAACGGUAUAUAAGGGUUAGCGGAGAUGGAUAUAUCAUAUGUUCAUUAGGGAUCAAAACCUAUAUUUGUUCCCUAUGUAUUUUAUCAAAAUGAAAUUUUCUUUUAUGAUAGUUAAUGUA